UAAAAAACCAGUUCCUCCGUUGGAAGAAGCCCUCAAGCAAAUUCAGGAAUCCAAUUUAAAAUCAGAAGUAAACCUCCUCCCUUCCCACAGACCAACAAUAAAUUGGAGAGCUAUAGAUAAUGCCUUGCCUUCAUCAUUGUCAAAAAAUGGUCACAAGCAUCAGAAACAUCUCUUAUCCAAAAUCAAUUGUGGUAAAGAAAUGAAGGAAAACAACAGGGCAAACUUGGCUACUAACAAAGAUGCGUUCCAGCUUAAACUGGAAGAAACUCAGAAACUCCUAGAAGAUCAGCAUCUAAGCAGUUUGCAAAAAUUUUGUGAUGAAGUUAAUCAAAUAACAAAUUCUGAAACCCUCUCGAGUAUAGACAGUCUUGAGGCUGGGGAACAUGAAGAAAUAUAUUUAACCCUUAACAAGGAGCCUUCCACAUCAAACCAGAAGAAUUUCAUUUCUCUCAAAUCAGUAAAUCCGCAAUCAACUAAUCUAAGCUGCUUUGAUGAAGAUAAACCGUCACUCUCUAAAACUCAGCAUAUAAAUAAUUGGCUCAUAAAUGUAAAUGAUCCAAAUACUCAGACUGUCACACCUUUCUCAGAUAUUUUAAGUAAUCCUAACGUUCUGCCUUCUUGUGAAUGUUUUAACGGUAAAGAAGAAAAUCCACCUGUGGAAAGAGUGACAAAUAGUGCUAAUAAUUCAGGAGCCUUUGUAUAUAGUCCACCCAUAUUUGUACAAGACGGAAAAAGCAAAGAGGUCUCCGAAACUAGCCCUGUGAGGGCAACUGACUCCUCUUCUGGAACAUUCAAAAGGGCGAGACCAUUUGUUACUGAGAGCCCAAACUUUAAAUUCAGCAGAGUCUGGGCCACUCCAGAUAGUCCAACACAGGAAACGGCUGCGUUUUCAGACCAAGGGAGCGAUUCCGAGUUAACACAAGAAAAUAGAACUGCUCCAUUUGUACCUGUGGCAACAUGUAUGGUUUUGCCACGUCAUACGCAGCUGGCUAGGCCUUUACCAAAGAGCAGUCUACAUAUAAAGGAAGUCGAGCCUGCGCCGGGUUCUGGUAAGUUAGGAGAAUUGACCAACGUUAACGGUGAGAAGUUAAAAUACUUCCAUUGUGAUAAGGGAGAGUUGCCUUUGUUUUCAGAUGAUUUCCAAGUUGCCUAUAUACCUCACAACUCUGAUUCAAAUGAUAAAAAACACAAAAUACCCCAAACAUCAACGUCAGUGUCUAACAUGAUUUCUAAGUGUGACUUAGUGGGUCAGCACAAGAAGAUGAAAUACAACAUUCAUGAGAGAAAUGGUGUGAGGUUCCUGAAAAGUAUUUUAAAAAAAGAAUCUAAAUACGAACACAAUUGUUUUAAGGCACUAGUUAUAAACCAUAGCUUUAAGUUAGGAAAUCAAAAAGCAGCAGCUAUCAGAGAUAGUAUUGAAUUAACAAAAGAAAAAGGUACAGAAAUUCCAAAGACUAUUAAAAAACUGAGGUGGUUUGAUGAAACUGGAGAUACAGAAAAAAAUGCUGCAGACCAUCACUCACUGAAGAACAGAACAGAGCUAACUCAGCAGUGGUCUCAGCCUUUCCACGUUCAGACCAAAAGUGGUGUUGCCGGCAACGCAGUUAGAGUUCCUGCCCUAAGCGCUGUAGAUUCUGCUGAUGGAACGAAGCCCGAGGAGGAUUCUGUCUCUGACAAUGUCGCUGCUUUAGGAGAAGCUGGGACAGACCAUGUGCCUCUGAACUGUUUUAUGCCUUCAGGUUAUAACGUUGCUAAACAAGCCUGGCCACCCUCAGAAAAAGAGGGCAGUCAACCCCCUCCGCAAAGUGGCGGUUCUAAAGCUCAGAAAGCAAAUCCACCACAAGGUGGUACAAGAGUAAUGCGAAGAACAAGAUCUGCUCAAGUGCAGUCAGCCUUCGUGUGCACACACAGAAAAGGCACUGUCCUUCGGCCCCAGUCCGAGAGCAGAGCCCACAGACUCUUACAAGCUCAGGGUAGACUGAUUGUGCCUCAUCCUCCUCCUAAGUCUCCGUCAAAUAUUAGGAGUAGUAAAAAUAUACAAGUGUCUCAGUGUCAACCGGUAACACUUGAAGAUUCUCAAGACGUGAUUACAAGUCACUAUUUUCAUUCCAAGCAUGUGCUUCCAACAGAACACAAGUUCAGUCACUGGAAUCAGGAAAGUCAUUUUCCACCCGCAGCUGUUUGUUUGGACUCUGUCACUGUGAUGCCUUCUCUACCGUGUUGUUCUUCUGAGUGCCAAACUUUAGCAAAAAUAAAUGGUUCAGAUGGCACUCAAGUGGUGCCCCAGCAAGGUGGGACUUCACAUUGCACCCACAGACGUCCUGUUUACGAAGAAAGCCAUCCCUCUGUGACUCUGAGAACUGCUCAAGAAGAGUCUGUUCCCUUGUGGAAAAGACAGAAUAAUAUUCCGGGCCAAAAUGAAAAGGCUGCUGAAAAAGAAAAUAUCCAGAAUUUUGGGCAAAGUGUCCAGCCAAGUUCAAGUGAGCCAAAACACACUACGAGGGGUACUUCUGAUGUUGAAGAAGUUUCAGAUAGUACUUCGCAGUUUUUGAUGGCUGAAAGCCUAGUGAAAGCUUCAGUGCCUGAGGAUGAAAUUCUCACUGUCAUGAAUAGCAAGCAGCUACAGAAACCAAAUCUGGCUUUAAAUAAGACCCAGGCAUUCGACAUCUCUGCACUCUCAGCUGGGGAGCAGAAGAUCCUACAGUCCCUCAGUCGUCUCAAUGAGAGCUUAUACUAUGUACAAGAAGCCAUUUGCAAGAAUCCAUCCAUCAAAAACACCUUACAAAUAAUACCACUUCUGGAGACCACCAAAGCUGCCUUGUUUUUGUCAGGACCCUUGUGGUACAGCCUAGUGCUCUCCACGUAAUGGCAGGAAUAUCUAUUCAGGAAUAUUUGUGGGCUUGGAGAUG
Molecule: messenger RNA, 2909 nt
Organism: Leptonychotes weddellii (Weddell seal)
Lineage: Eukaryota; Metazoa; Chordata; Mammalia; Carnivora; Phocidae
Source: RefSeq, a predicted model, not a curated record